UGUUCGCAGUCUUAGUGUCGGGCUUUUGUUUAAAUAGUUGAUCACAUGCUUUAUCAAAUUGACAAUGUGAUGCCCCUGACUUGUUUGAUUUUAUGCAAAAGUAGCUUACUAAUUCAUUCUACCUUACAGAAAAGAGAGUUUGUUUUCCUUCUUUGCUAACUGACUAAUUCUUCAAUUAAGAGGUUUCAUGCUAUUUAAUAUAAUGUGAUUUUUGUUGCUCUGUAUUUCAAUAAAUGACAUUUAACAAAUGAUUCAAUAUAUUUGAAAUUGAAUUUUGGUUUACUUAUUUUAUUCCCCCAAAAGAAUGUAUUUAUAGGGUUUUCAUUAGGUUUAUCGCUCUCUUUUGUACGAGAACGUGCAUUUGACCUAUUUUUAAGUUGUCUAGAGAUGUGCUGCUAAAAUGUAUGAUUCUAUUGUAUUGAUUAUUUUUCCAGGCAUGCUCAAACGGGGAAAUAGGAUGCUGAAACAACAAAAUAAUGCCCAGCAUUUGCGAAGGCCGGUUAUUACUACAUUUCUCAUUUUAAUUUGUGUCCUAGUUUUGAUUUUAUAUAGAGAAACUGGAGAAAGAUCUGAUUCAUCAUCUGGUUUAUUGAUACAAAAUUGGAAUAGCUUUAGCUCUUCGGUUAAGUUAGACCCAACUGUGGAGUUCAGAAAUGGAACAGAUCUAAUAUGGCAAAUCCCAAACUCACCCAAGGCAAUUCUCUUUCUGGCACAUGGUUGUAAUGGUAAAGCAGCUAACUUUUGGGAUAGAUCACCUAUGUGCCCAAAUUGUGCGGGUCUACCUGAAGAAAGGCUAAUCGUCCUUAAUGCCUUAGCUAGGAGAUUUGCAGUUCUUGCGGUAACUAGUGCUGGGAGGUGCUGGUCGUUUGAAGAGGAAAGGUUGAUUGUUAAAGAUAUUAUUGAAUGGUGGAUUAUGAAACAAAAGCUUCUAAACCUGCCUCUUGUCGCGUUGGGUGCUUCAUCUGGUGGAUAUUUCGUUUCAUCCCUUGCAACUGAUUUAAGAUUUAGUAGCAUCGCAAUAAUGAUUGCCGAGGGAUUGUUUGGUCAAAUGGACAUUCCAAAGAAUUACUCCCCUACCCUUUUCGUGCACAUGCCCAAAGAUGAAAGGAGAAGGCGGAGAAUACAGAGAUACUUGACACUCCUGAAGGGAAAAGGCAUUGAUGUUGCAGAGGUCAAAUGCAUGGAGUUUGCAUUGUCAUCUAAUCUCUUAGCUGACAGGAUUCCGGGUCUUGAUCUAGCUACCUCAGAGAAGUUGUAUAGUCUGUUCCAGCAAAAGGGUUUCAUUGAUACGAAAGGUUUCAUGAGAAAUGAUGGGCGUGCUAUACAAUGGAAAGCAGCUCUCAAGGAGAGAGAAAUUAUUCUCCCAGACAAGUCCAUAGCGAAUCACAUUCAAGAGGAAAUGAAUCUUGCGUUUGCUUAUCAUGAAAUGACCAGCUUGCAGUCAGAACAAAUCUUUAACUGGUUUGAAACUCAUAUGAGCUGAUCAGAAUUCUUAUGCUGUGUAAUUUUCCUCUAGUCAGCAGGGGGAGACUAUCAGUGCCACGGCUUUGGAUUGGCUGACAACAGACCUCAGUACCGUUGUGUUGCUCAUGUUUUUUUACGAGGUCGAAGUUCAAGUUGGAAUAACUGUGGCCAUGUUGUGAUGGAAAAUAUUGUAUUAGCAUUCAAACUUCAUACAUGUGAAAAGGGCUGUCUACUGUUAUUUAUCUGAUUUUCCUUUUCUUAUGGGCAGAAAAGAGUGUAUAGUGCAAGACACUUAGGAACUAGGUCUACUUUCUUGUCCUUAGGAAUGAAACUUAAAGUGUAAGUUGCUGUAAGUUCUGAUCUCACCAUUAAAAGAAACACAAGCCUUUCUGUUCUUGAA
Molecule: messenger RNA, 1864 nt
Organism: Nicotiana tabacum (common tobacco)
Lineage: Eukaryota; Viridiplantae; Streptophyta; Magnoliopsida; Solanales; Solanaceae
Source: RefSeq, a predicted model, not a curated record